GCGUAUGCCCACUUAUCUUGGGUCCUUGCUGCGGCUGUAGGGCGUCUAGGGCUGCUGGUCAGCUCUGGUCUAGACGCGCGGGGGUCUGCAAGCGUGAGGCAGCCUUCCAACCUGGCUUCCCGGGAUGUCGGUGGCCUUCGUGCCGGACUGGCUGAGAGGCAAGGCGGAAGUCAAUCAGGAGACGAUCCAGCGGCUCCUGGAGGAGAAUGAUCAGUUGAUCCGCUGUAUUGUGGAAUAUCAGAACAAAGGCCGGGCGAAUGAAUGCGUCCAGUACCAGCAUGUGUUACACAGAAAUCUCAUUUAUUUGGCCACCAUCGCAGACGCCAACCCAACCAGUGCUUCAAAAGCAAUGGAAUAAUCUUCCAGUUGGCUGUUGUGAGGAGUAAUCAAAUGUAAUCUAUUUCCUAGGAAAUGGAGGCAGGAUCCUUACCAACUCACCUGCUUUGAAGGUGAAUGGAACCUCUGUAGCUCUUUUAAAAAUGUGAAAAUGCAAAGAAAGCUACUAAAUUAACCGUAUUCUCAGAGAGAAUAUUUAUUUUAAUAAUUAAGCGGAUUCGCUCAAUUAAGUUGACUCCAGGUGUCCUCCUUCCUGAAAUAAGUGUGUUUGGACAUCAGGGGCAUCUUCGAGUCUACCUUUUCAGUUUCAACCUGAAGAGGAAACUGAGCAGGUAUUGGGCGAGACUCCCGACUGAGACCCUGCCAAUGGACAUGUAACUGUGUGUGCCCUCCUACCAGUUUGUGGUUGUGGACCCCCUGACUGCUCUUUUCAGGUUGCUUUGAAAUAAAGCUUGCCUUUCCACAAAAAACU
Molecule: messenger RNA, 808 nt
Organism: Delphinapterus leucas (beluga whale)
Lineage: Eukaryota; Metazoa; Chordata; Mammalia; Artiodactyla; Monodontidae
Gene: SS18L2
Product: SS18 like 2
Source: RefSeq, a predicted model, not a curated record